AUGAAUGAGGACUUUGACAUGACUAAUCUAGGAAAAUUGCAAUAUUUUCUUGGACUUGAGUUCACUAAAUCCAACAAAGGCUUAAUAGUUCAACAAAAGAAGUAUGUGACUGAUGUUUUAAAGAGGUUCAAUAUGUUAGAUUGCAAUCCUGCAAGUACACUCAUGGAGACAAAUUUGAAACUGAACAAUGAUGAAAAUGGUGAAGCAAUGGACAGUACCGUAUACAAGCAAAUGGUUGGUUGCUUUAGGUAUGUUUGUAACUCAAGACCUGAUAUAUGUCAUAGUGUUGGAACGGUUAGUAGAUUUAUACAGAAUUCGAAGUUGACUGAUCAUAUGCAAGCAGUGAAGAGGAUCAUGAGGUAUCUGCAAGAUACAAUUGAUCAUGGCAUUUUAUUUCCUAAACUUAUAGAUCAUGAAGGCAAGUUAACUGGUUUUUGUGACUAUGAUCGGUGUGGUGACCAAGUAGAAAGGACAAGCACCAUGGGUUAUGUGUUCAAGCUAUUUGAUUUUCCAAUCUCUUGGAGUUCAAAAAACCAGACAAUGGUUGCUUUAUCCACCUGUGAAGCUGAGUACAUCUCAACAUGCUAG
Molecule: messenger RNA, 588 nt
Organism: Trifolium pratense (red clover)
Lineage: Eukaryota; Viridiplantae; Streptophyta; Magnoliopsida; Fabales; Fabaceae
Product: secreted RxLR effector protein 161-like
Exons: 1
Coding region: 1-588 (195 amino acids)
Source: RefSeq, a predicted model, not a curated record